AACAUCUGCCUUUUUCGCCUUCCGUGGGACGCCUGCUUGAGAAAGAGACAAUGUUGUCCCUCUCGGUGGGGGCCCUGGCCUGGUUGGUCUUCUUGCAAACCUUCUCCACAGCUCUGGAUCCGACCCUGGAGGGAACAUGGCAAGCCUGGAAGGCCACUCACAAUAAAAAAUACGCCUUGCAGGACGAAGAAUCUUUUCGAAGAGCCGUGUGGGAGAAGAAUUUGCAAAUGAUCCAAGACCAUAACAGCCAGGCUGACCUGGGGAAAUACGCCUACUGGCUUGGCAUGAACCAUUUUGGUGAUUUGACUAAUGAAGAGAUUAACGAGAGGCUGGAUUGCUUGCUUCCUGACAUGGAUCUUGCUACUCGAAAGAACGUAGUCACGUUCAAAUCCUCCAAAAACCCGCAGAUUCCCACUGAGGUGGACUGGCGAGCCAAAGGUGCGGUGACCGAGGUCAAAGAUCAGGGUGAUUGCGGCUCUUGCUGGUCCUUCAGUGCCACUGGUGCUCUGGAAGGCAUGCAUUUCAAGAAGACAGGGAAGCUGGUCUCGCUGAGCGAACAAAAUCUGAUCGACUGUUCAGAGGGACAAGGGAACCAUGGGUGCAAUGGUGGACUUAUGUCCCAAGCUUUUGAAUACGUGCAGAAUGCAGGAGGCAUCAAUUCAGAGGAAAAGUACCCAUAUGAUGGACAGGACUAUUAUAGGUGUCGUUAUGAAGCGGAGAAUUCUAUCACGAAGUGUUCCGCAACGGGGACCAUCCUGGCAGGAGAUGAAAAGGCCCUCUUGGAGGCGGUGGCUACGGUUGGCCCAAUUACUGUCGGAGUGGAUGCUCGGAGCUCCCAGUUUCGCUUUUACAAGUCGGGUAUCUUUAAAAAUCCCUGGGUUGGAGACCCACGCAUAACUCAUGCCAUGCUAGUGGUUGGUUAUAACAGCACCGAGCAUUGGAUUUUGAAGAAUAGUUGGUCUCAUGUUUGGGGACACGACGGAUACAUGCUCUUGGAACAAGGAUCAAAUCAAUUAGGCAUUGCCAACAUAGCUUGCUACCCCAUUCCCUAACCAGCCAAGUGGACCAUUUGAGCAAGCGGGACGAAAAAUUCCCCCAGGAAUAAUCUGCAGUUUCUGAAGCUUCUGGAGAACCAGAAUAUAUACGUACAUACAUACAUAUAUACGCUAAAAUCAAUAAACGCUU
Pseudonaja textilis is the source of this 1185-nucleotide messenger RNA. Its product is annotated as cathepsin L2-like. The record is from RefSeq and is a predicted model, not a curated record. NCBI's taxonomy places the organism in Eukaryota, Metazoa, Chordata, Lepidosauria, Squamata, Elapidae. Gene Ontology annotation, molecular function: cysteine-type peptidase activity. Gene Ontology annotation, biological process: proteolysis.